Sardina pilchardus (European sardine) is the source of this 1163-nucleotide messenger RNA. RefSeq names its product ligand of ATE1 (gene liat1). The record is from RefSeq and is a predicted model, not a curated record. NCBI's taxonomy places the organism in Eukaryota, Metazoa, Chordata, Actinopteri, Clupeiformes, Clupeidae. The transcript has 2 exons. Gene Ontology annotation, biological process: protein arginylation. Bases 383 to 988 code for a protein of 201 amino acids.
CUCUGAUGAAUGGGAGGAGUUGGUCUGGGUUUCCAUGGAGAUGCGUCUCUAAGCAUGCCUCCAUUCACGACAGCAGCAGCAAGCACCUGAUUUCAAGUCUGACCAUGGGAAGCAGCAAGUAGCUUGAAAAGUUUACCUUUUCUAUAAAAUAUCGUGGACAGUUUAAUCAUAUUGACUGUUGAAACGAUUUAGACAAGCUAAAUGCUUCUGUUUUUUUCAAUUGUUGCGACUUCUGGCUGGCUACAGAACAAAUCUUUUCUAAACAAUUACAAGUCUUGUCGUAGCCUGCGUUAGCUAAAGUUAACGUUUGCCGUGUUUGCAAGCCUUAUUGGGCAAGGCAGUAAUCUUUUUUGCUCUAGCCAGCAACCAAGUGGAUAGCCUUAUGGCUACUUCAAACAAACAUGGUCUUGGUCAAGGAAUAGGAGAUGGUGAGGUUCUAGCACCUAAAAACAAGUCUACGCGAAAUAAGAAUUCAUCAAUGAAGCAAGCAUCUCAUUCAGAUAAUAACGACAAAAUCACACCAGACAAAAACAAAUGCAAGAAGAAGAAAAAGAAAGAAAAAACGUCGGAAAAUGACAAAAAGAAAGCAAACAAGUCCAAUCGUGAAACACAGAAAGGAGAUGAUUCCAGCAGCCCUCCAAACUCUGAAGACACAGAUAAACAGCCAUCUGAUGCAAAGUCCAGCUCCAGCUCCUCUCUGCCUAUAGGUGGAAGCCAGGCCAAAAGCAAGACCAGCAAGAGGAGCAAAAAGCUGAAGAAGUCUGUUUCGAAUCAAGAGACAGCCCUAGCCCCUUCUGCCGAGAAGGCCAAAGCGGAAGUCAGCACAGAGUCCCUUGAGAGCUUGAGGUGGGAAGGAGUCCUGGACGACCCUCAGGCGGAGGCUGAGAGGCUGGAGGUGUAUAAAGCCAACCGCCGCAAGCGCUAUUUAGCAGCGCGGCAGCUGCAGCUUGGACAGAUAGCUGUCAAUCAAACCUCCCAAGUAAGGUGAACUGCAAAGAUCAGGGGUCUUGGCUACUUGACAUCUGUGAAUUUACCGACUACCUCUCCCCCCAUAACACAAUUUUAAGAACUGAAGAAAAAAAAACUGCCUCACUAUGUAUCUCAGAGUUUGUUAAUGUAUUGUUGGUUGUUUGGACAUUAUGAUUAAUAAAGUCACACUCAGG